This is a messenger RNA of Colletotrichum spaethianum, 327 nucleotides long. Its product is annotated as signal peptidase complex subunit SPC2. Bases 1 to 327 code for a protein of 108 amino acids. Gene Ontology annotation, biological process: protein targeting to ER. The transcript has 3 exons. The record is from RefSeq and is a predicted model, not a curated record. Gene Ontology annotation, cellular component: signal peptidase complex; endoplasmic reticulum membrane. NCBI's taxonomy places the organism in Eukaryota, Fungi, Ascomycota, Sordariomycetes, Glomerellales, Glomerellaceae.
AUGGCCGAUCAAAUCCUCGACCAAGUUCGCGAUCUGGCGGAAGGUCAGAUUGACUUUGAAGGUCAGAAGCUGGCAGAUCUUCUCGCAACCCUCGUCCUCUCGGCAUCCGGAGUUCUCUCCUUCAUCAUCGGUUACUUGCUUCAGGAUAUCAAACUCGCAGUCUAUGUUGGUUUGGGCGGAACCGUCCUUACUUUCCUCCUCGUCGUGCCUCCCUGGCCAUUCUACAAGCAAUACCCAGUCAAGUGGUUGGAGCCAGGUUCCGGAUCCGGAUCCGGAUCUGGAUCUGGGACGCGGAACAUGCCAACGAUAGAGAAGUCGGGACAGUAG